AUGCCCUUGGUGCCAGACAUUGGUCCGCAGCACGGUCGACCGCAGCUCGGCAUCAGUCAGGCCGAUAGCUCGGAGACGCAUUGCAGCAUCUACUUGGGUCAACUGGAUGAGCUCUUCCAGCAGAUGCUCCAUCAGGCCGCCAGCAUUUGCUUCUUGGGCCCGACCGAGCACCACGAGGAAAUGACGGCCUCCCACACGGAGUUUUCCCUGGAGUUCUUGGUGAAGCAGAGGCGCUCGAUCCAAGGUCAUAGCGGCGAGGUCUUUUGGAGCACCGACUGGGGUCGCUUGUUGGACGCCGCGCUGCGACAGGGCGACCCGGAGCGCUUCCAGCCCUUAGGAGCCUGGGUGAUCUUCUACCAGGAGAAGGGAACCACUUGCAAGAUGUGCAGAUACUACUCCCAGCAAUCGGCCGAAACGCGGCUGCGGCAGAUUGCCAAGCCAGCCAUCCUGCUGGGUCCGGCUCCAGACUAUCGACGAAUCUUGAACCGGAAGGAGUUUGAGAGCCAGGCGGAGCCUCUCCUGGAGGCCAUUGACGCCCACCUGCUGGCGAUCGGCGCCAAGGAGCCCGAGGUCAACCAGGCAGCCACCGAUGGUGAUUUGUGGGACUUCCUUAACGAUCCUCCGAAGAUCUUCGACUUCCUACAGACCUUGCCUGAAGAGUCAGGUUCUUCUGGACGUGCGCGGACGAGGUCAGAGUGCUCCUCCACUCCGGAUUCAGAGAUGACGAGGUCGAUGAUGGAAGACAACCAGGACUCCUCCGAGGGAGUCUUGAGCCAAGAGGUGGAGCUGGUGAGAGCCAAGUGGGUGGCCCGCAACUGGACUCGCUGCGGCCUCUCAGCUGCCCUCUUGGGCGAGUCAGCAGCCGGGCCCACCUUCGGGCCUGAUGUCAUGGCCAAUGUGGUUUUGCAGAUGGCGGAAGACUUUGCCGCCCUCCUGGAGAUCCGGAGGACCAUCCUCGUCCCCUUGGAGGGCGUUUGCAUGCAACUGGGUACCUUGCGCUCGCGGCGGAUCCUGCAUGCCGCCUUGGCACGGCUGAGUCUCCAUGUGGACCAGUUUGUGGAGUGCGCACAGCAAUUCCAUCAGAUCUUUGAAGCUCGCUUGUUCGAGAGCCUCAGGUCCGUGGACUCCAAGCCGGACCCCGCCGCCGCCGCGCGUGCGCCGCGCCCGGCGGUGCAGCGGAGCUACCGGCGCUCCAUCCAGCGUGCCUUCGCGCUGCGGCGAGAGAUCUUCAAGAAGGUGCAGCAGUUGGGCGAAACCGUUCCCCUUCAAAGUGCGGAAGACGAGCAGUGCAGCUUUGACAAACUGAAGAGUUCGAUGGCUGCCUUGGCGCAAGCGCUGAGCAGUCCUGGUGCUGGAGGCGGCGCAUACCUCACAGAUGCUCGCACCUUGGCGCUGGCCGAUGCACCACGAGCCUCUUUGAAGUCCAAGCGACAGAGCAUGAAGGCCAAUUCGGUGCUGGUGGUGGACUAGUCGAAGGUCAAUGCUACCGUUCCGCAAGACAUGGCUGCUGGCAAAUGCCACACCGACGGAUUGCGAUGAAAGG
Durusdinium trenchii is the source of this 1543-nucleotide messenger RNA. NCBI's taxonomy places the organism in Eukaryota, Dinophyceae, Suessiales, Symbiodiniaceae. The record is from the annotation of a GenBank genome assembly.